AUGUCGAGCUCAGGAUCUCCGCUUGAGAAUCUAUUGAAGGAGUACAUAGCCCAGAACAACGCAUUGCUGAAAAGCCAGGCAUCAUCAAUCAGAAACCUGGAGAUCCAGGUAGGGCAGAUAGCAAGCGAGUUGAAAAACAGGCAGCCUAGAGUUCUACCUAGCAAUAUCGAAACAUUUGGGAACAAUAAUGGGAAAGAGCAAUGUCACAUGGUGACAUUGCGGAAUGGAAGAGCUCUUGAAGAAAGAAGAGGGAAUCCAAGAAACAACAGUCCUUUGAAAGAACGCAUUACACGUUCAAUGGAUCAGGAAGAAAGAACGCCCGAGACUAUAAGCCAUUCAGAAACCAGCACGUCUAACGCGGGAAAGCUUGAGGUGCCGCUGAACGCACCAUUCCCUAGGCGUCUGAUGAAGAAGAAUGAUGAACAUCAAUUCAAGCACUUUUUUAAGCUCCUAAAGCAGCUGCAUAUCAACAUUCCACUUAUAGAGGCUUUGGAGCAGAUGGCAAUAUAUGUAAAAAAAUUUAAGGACAUUUUAACGAAGAAGAGAAGAGUCAGUGAGAAAGAAGUAAUGGCGCUAACGAAUGAAUGUAACGCGUUAGUAAGCAACAAUCUACCAAAGAAGCAGAAGGACCCUAAGAGCUUUACGGUUCUUUGUUCGAUAGGAGGAUUGGAUGUGGGUCAUACGUUGUGUGAUCUAGGAGCUAGCAUUAAUCUCAUGACACUUUCAAUUUUUAAGAAAUUGGGUAUUGGCGAAGCUCAACCUACUUCUGUCACCCUUUAG
This is a messenger RNA of Benincasa hispida (wax gourd), 780 nucleotides long. RefSeq lists its product as uncharacterized. NCBI's taxonomy places the organism in Eukaryota, Viridiplantae, Streptophyta, Magnoliopsida, Cucurbitales, Cucurbitaceae. The record is from RefSeq and is a predicted model, not a curated record.